AGUGCCCCACGCAAGAAAAACAGCGGAACCUGUGUGAGUCACAGGCAUUAAUUGAAGUGAAUUUCAGCUUGUGUCCUUCACCAUGUUUUCCAGCGCACCGAACUACACUAAGCUUAAAACGAAUCUGCGGCUGGCCGUGAAUCGGCUGAAGCUGCUCGAGAAAAAAAAGAGUGAGCUGGCGCAGAAGGCCCGUAAAGAAAUCGCCGAAUACCUAGAGGCUGGCAAGCCUGAGCGGGCCAAGAUUCGCGUGGAGCACAUUAUUCGCGAGGAUUACCUUGUAGAGGCAAUGGAAAUAGUAGAAAUGUACUGCGAUUUGAUACUUGCCCGCUUCGGUAUGGUAACGCAAAUGAAGGAACUGGACGAAGGCAUCGAAGAAGCGGUCAGCAGCAUCAUUUGGGUUGCCCCACGGCUGCAAGCGGAUGUUCAGGAGCUGAAAAUCUGCUCGGAUAUUUUCACCGCCAAGUACGGAAAGCAAUACGCGGAACAGGUGCGGGCGGCCAUACCGCCGCACAAGGUAUCGGACAAGCUGAUGCACAAGUUGGCCAUUAAGGCUCCGGCGCGAUUGCUGGUGGAGAAAUAUUUGAUCGAAAUAGCGAGCAUUUUCGACGUGGAUUACAAUCCGGAUCCUACGGUGAUGAAGGACGACCGAUCGAGUGUGUUGGAUAGCGAUGAACUGAUCGAUCUGGCCGAUACGAACAAUCUAGAUGGCUCCUCAGGAGGGGCAAGUGGUGGCGGGGGCAGCUCCGGCAGCGGAGGAGCAAGCGGCGGUGGUGGUUCGGUGGCGACAAACACAGCAACAGUUCCUCCAUCAAUGGGAUUUGUGGCUUAUCCUCCGGCAAUUCCUCAGCUUCCGACCGCUGCACCCGCCGUUCCAUUCCAGUAUCCGGCCGGUCCGAGCGGAAUGCAAUUUGGAGGAGCAUCUGCGCCACCAUUUAACUACAACAUCCCACCAAAUUCGUCCGAGAAGGAGGAGAUUAAGGAUUUGAACAUCAACUCCAACUUCAUCAAGGAGGAGAAAGGGGCCAGCGACACGGGAGGUCCACCGCCCUGCUAUUCUUCCCUCAGCCCAGAUGACAAUAUGCAGUAUACGAAACCCAAAAGACUCAUGUUCUUUUUCGAGCCUUUCGAUAACUCAACUAAACCAAAACCUCAGCCACGGUCAAAGUUUUCCCCGGAACUCAACUUCCCGCCACUGCCGAACGUGCCACUUGAUCUGCCCGACAUUCCGGACGACAAUGACAACAAAAAUGCCGACGAGGACACCAUCGACUUCGAUGACCUAUCGCGUCGUUUUGAGGAGCUGAAGAAGAAAAAAUAAAUGGUUUCGAUUUUUCUGCGAGGGGUCACAUGAAGCAUGUGCUUGGUGAACCGUUGAUGUUAGAUCUUACCUUUGUUCAUGCGUAUUGUUUUGCCAAUAUGUUUACCAAUAAGUUGAUAAUCGAAUAAAGUAUGUA
Messenger RNA from Anopheles bellator, 1454 nucleotides. RefSeq names its product IST1 homolog (gene Ist1). Gene Ontology annotation, biological process: protein transport. Bases 83 to 1318 code for a protein of 411 amino acids. NCBI's taxonomy places the organism in Eukaryota, Metazoa, Arthropoda, Insecta, Diptera, Culicidae. The transcript is spliced from 4 exons. The record is from RefSeq and is a predicted model, not a curated record.